Galeopterus variegatus (Sunda flying lemur) is the source of this 319-nucleotide messenger RNA. Its product is annotated as receptor-type tyrosine-protein phosphatase S-like. The transcript has 3 exons. Gene Ontology annotation, molecular function: protein binding. NCBI's taxonomy places the organism in Eukaryota, Metazoa, Chordata, Mammalia, Dermoptera, Cynocephalidae. The annotation marks the transcript as partial. The record is from RefSeq and is a predicted model, not a curated record.
CCCCUCUCGGACCCCAUCCAGGUCAAGACGCAGCAGGGAGUGCCAGGCCAGCCCAUGAACCUGCGGGCAGAGGCCAAGUCAGAGACGAGCAUCGGGCUGUCGUGGAGCCCCCCGCGGCAGGAGAGCAUCGUCAAGUACGAGCUCCUCUUCCGGGAAGGCGACCACAGCAGGGAGGUGGGGAGGACCUUCGACCCGACGACCAACUUCGUGGUGGACGACCUCAAGCCCAACACGGAGUACGCCUUCCGCCUGGCGGCCCGGUCGCCACAGGGUCUGGGCGCCUUCACCUCGGUGGUGCGGCAGCGCACGCUGCAGUCCA